Otolemur garnettii (small-eared galago) is the source of this 2801-nucleotide messenger RNA. It is a transcript of the gene ANKZF1, whose product is annotated as ankyrin repeat and zinc finger domain containing 1. The record is from RefSeq and is a predicted model, not a curated record. The transcript is spliced from 13 exons. NCBI's taxonomy places the organism in Eukaryota, Metazoa, Chordata, Mammalia, Primates, Galagidae. Gene Ontology annotation, molecular function: protein binding. Bases 423 to 2633 code for a protein of 736 amino acids.
UUGUUGUGGUGUUGCAGAAAUCCGGCCUUGGAACUGAAGACGUGCGUGCAGCUCGGUUCUUGGGACGUUUGGUUCAGCUUCUGAGGGCGGGGGCGAGUUGACGCGGUUCAGCCUUUGCUUGUCGCUUGGGUAACGAAGAGGAGACGAUUAGGCAAUCUCAGUGAUUUAAAUUCUGUUGAUCUCGAUUUGGGACUCGGACGUCCCCCAAGUCAGCCUAGACUGGGCCUAGAGAAAGUGGACUGGGUCAGGUAUUUAUCCCACAGCUGACUCUUGACCGCAAGUUGAGAGCCGAGGUGCCCUGCGGCAUGGUGGAGACCAACUCUAGCGGACAGGAAACGCAGCUGUAGCAUCUUGCUUUGGGGAGCUCUGUUUCUUAAACCCUUCUGCUUCAGGAGCUGCUUUUAAGUAACUUCUGCUCAGCCAUGUCUCCAGCUCCAGCUCUUUCGUCGGUCUCUCUGUUUGACCUCAGUGCGGAUGCUCCAGUCUUUCGGGGCCUGAGUCUGGUGAGCCCUGCGCCUGAGGAGGCUUUUGCCCGGGCUCUGCGUACUUCCUGUCCAGGGGAGAGGGAAAGCCCAGAAAGAAAACUACUAAAAGGUCAUGUGGAUAUUUCAGAGAAGUUAUUUUGUUCAUCCUGUGACCAGAUCUUCCAGAACCACCAGGAACAGAGGGAACAUUAUAAGCUUGACUGGCAUCGGUUUAACCUAAAGCAACGUCUCAAGGACAAGCCUCUUUUGUCUGCCCUGGAUUUUGAAAAGCAGAGCUCCACAGGUGAUCUUUCCAGCAUCUCAGGUUCAGAAGACUCAGACUCGGCCAGUGAAGAGGACUUGCAGACACUGGAUGAGGAAAGGCCUGAAUUUGAGAAGCCUUACCGAUCCCAAGGCUUCUACCCUCAUCAGGUUCUUUUCCAAAAUGCCCAGGGCCAGUUUCUUUACGUCUACCGUUGUGUCCUAGGCCCUCACCAGGUUCCCCUGCAAGAGGCAGAACUGCUGCUACAGAACCUACAAAGUGGAGGUCCCAGAUACUGCGUAGUGCUCAUGGCUGCAGCCGGGCACUUCGCUGGUGCAGUAUUUCAAGGAAGAGAAGUGGUGAUACACAAAACCUUUCACCGCUAUACAGUGCGGGCCAAGAGGGGCACAGCGCAGGGACUUCGAGAUGCUCGAGGUGGGGUGCCACAUUCUGCUGGAGCAAAUCUGAGGCGCUACAAUGAGGUCACACUAUAUAAGGAUGUUCGUGAUCUAUUGGCAGGGCCAGACUGGGCUAAGGCGCUGGCGGAUGCUGGGACAAUACUGCUGCGUGCUCCCCGCUCUGGUCGGUCCUUGUUCUUUGGAGGCCAUGGGGCACCUCUGAAAAAGGGGGAUCCCCGACUUUGGGAUAUCCCCAUUGUCACCCGCAGACCCACCUUCCAAGAGCUACAGCGUGUGCUCCAAAAGCUGACAACCUUGCAUAUUCAUGGAGAAGACCCUCGAGAAGCAGUCAGGUUGCACUCACCUCAGAAACACUGGAAGACAGUGACAGAGGAGAGGAAGAAAACUACUAAGGGAGAAAGAAGAAAGCCCCCCACUGAUGAAAAUGAGACACAUGGACAGAAUGAAGAAUCUCAGAAACAUGGUUUGAGUUCGGAGUCAGAGGGAGAGGAUUCUUUCCAGGUAGAGUUGGAGGUAGUAGAGUUGACUCUGGGGACCCUGGAUCUUCGUGAGUUUGAGGUGUUGCCCAAGAGAAAGAGGAAAAGAAGGAAUAAGAAGCAGAGAAGUCAAGACCAGGAGGCUGGGGUGAAUAUGACUCUUGCCCAGCAAUUGGAAGAAGAUGGGCCUUUCUCACAGUCAGCUCAGACAGCUGUAGCCCCCUUGGGCCCUUCACUGGAUGACUCCAAGGCACCUGGUCAGCCAGAGCCCUGGGAUGUGCUUCUAGCGGCUUGCCGAGCUGGCGAUAUUGGAAUACUGAAGCUUCAACUAGCUGCUGGCCCUGUAGACUCUGGAGUUAUGUCUCUGCUCAGUGCCCCAUUGGGUGCUGGUGGCUUUACUCUCCUGCAUGCAGCAGCUGCAGCUGGAAGAGGCCCAGUGGUUCGUCUGCUACUCGAGGCAGGUGCUGACCCCACUGUGCAGGAUUCCCGGGCCCGGCCACCUUAUACUGUUGCAGCUGACAAAUCAACACGUAAUGAAUUCCGAAGAUACAUGGAGAAGAAUCCAGAUGCCUAUGAUUAUAACAAAGCUCAGGUGCCAGGGCCACUGACACUAGAAAUGGAGGCACGGCAGGCUACGCGGAAAAGGGAGCAGAAGGCCGCCCGGCGGCGACGUGAGGAACAGCUGCAAGAGCAGCGAGAGCGAGAGGAGCGCGAGCGAGAAGAAAAGCAGCGAUUUGCGGCCCUCAGCGACCGAGAAAAGAGAGCUCUGGCUGCAGAGAACCGACUCGCUGCCCAGUUGGGAGCCUCUUCCCCUCCAGUCCCUGACUCGACAGUUCUCAAUGCUCGGUAUGGGCUGGGGACGCUGCUGGAGUUGUGGGGCAUCCCUCCAAGGCCUCAUUCCUUUUCACUACCUCGACUUCUCUUUCUGCUCCACACGUUGCCUUCAGGAUCAUCGCCGGGCAGGAAGGCCCUCGUCCUGAUCUCUUACAGCUUCACCUGGCGCCAACUCUAGGCUCUGAGAGGGCAUAUUUACACCAACCCUAGGUUUCUUCUUUCCCAUGAAACCAGGGAGUAUUAGGGUGCAGGACACUCAGGAACCAGGGGAAAAGACAGGGCCACAGAGGUGUGUGGAGCUGGUACUAUCUCUGGAACUUUAAUCACAAUAAACUUUGGCAAGGAA